UAUAACCUUUCACAAACAUCAUUGAGUUUCCUUAACUCAAAAAUCAUAAUUUUCGUUUAAAAUUGAAGAAACAAAUUAAUUAAAGUUUUGGAUGAAAUGAUUGCAGCUGCAAAAAAGCGUGGCUGUGCCAUUAAAACAGAUUUCAGAAGUUAUCAAAAUUUCUGACAGUUUUUUCAUUUUCCAAAGCAGAUGGAAUUCAGGAAACUUUUCCUUCUUUUGAUUCAAGAGCAGAUAUGGAUAAAUGUAUUUGUCAAAGACCAGUGAUCCUGAAUAUCAAAAAAUGAAUGUUAGCUGUAACUCUUGCUGUGCAAAUGUGACAGGAUCUAACAAGAAUGAAAAUGAGUGUGUGAAUCAAGAAAAAAAGAGUAAAAUCGUAUCAGAAAUUAUUAAAAGAGGUCUACCUUAUAAAGAAAUUGAAGCAAUCAUAAACAACAACCGAAUGAUAAUUCGAGUGCAAACGGAUUCUUUAAAUCAAGAAGAAUGGGAUCCUCCAUGUGACUGCAAUGAAGAAAAUAAAAAACAAACGUCUCAACAAAAACCAACUUUUAACCCAAGUGGAAAUGUCAUUCUUCAAAAAGUGGAUUUAAAUCAGUGUAAUCAAAAUCCUUGCCGAACUAUUACAGUUUACCCUCAUGCAGAUCAGGAAAUUCAUCAAGAUCAAAAUACUAAUAAAACAAAAAAUAAGGAAUUUGAUUCGAGAAUCAAUAUAAAUGAUGUUCUUGAUCCAGAAAAGAAAAUUCACCCUCAGCAUUCACCAAUCAGCAGUAUUGAUCUUGAAGAAAAUCCGAAUAUAUUUCUUCUGAGAAUUAAAAAAAAAUGUGAAACUGGAGAUGGAAAAUAUAAUAUUGAUCUUGAAUUUCGUGCCCCGCGACCUUGGUUACCAAAAACUAUUGCUCAAAAACCAACGCUACCUCCAGUUGAAGUCGAGCUAGAAAGUGGCAGUAAAGAACGUGUAGAAAAGAGAAAAAAAGGGAAAAAAGGGAAACCAGGGAAAAAAGGGGAAAAGUAAUAUUUACCUUUAUCUGAAGUUGAAAUUAAAAGCAAAAUUUUAAAUUAAAUGAUAAGUAAAUUGCGAUAAAAUAAUUGUGUAACAUUCUUAAUAACUUCAGUUCAAAGUUAGCUACCAAAAAUAUUUCACACUCGACAAAAAAGAAGUAAAAUCACACGACUUAUUUAUUCAUUUCUUUUUAUUAUACUAAAAAUGAAAUUAAUAAUCAUAAAUUAAAAUUUUAAUAGCCACAGCAGCUUUCGUAUAAUUUUACUUAAAUUUUAAUUUUAAUCAUCUUUUAGUAAUCUGUAACUUAAUGCAAAUAUAAUAUUUUAUCACUGCAGGAAUUAGAAGCAAAGAUCAAAAUUAAUAAUUAAGUGCGGCUUUAUAUUAUAACAAGAUUUUCUUUAACGACAUUCUGGAAUUCUGUGACUUAUUGAUGUUUUUCAUUUUUGACACUGAUUCUUUUUGAAAAUGUUUACGAUUAAAAAUUCGUCAACUUGUAUAUUGGAAUUUGAGGUCAGUUACACUAGCCCCCCACCCCAUCCACUCUUCAUUUUCGGGUUUUCUAUAACCGACUGAAUUGCGCCCCCAAUGCGCUCAAAUGCGCUCACAUGCGCCACCGAUAAAAAUUUUUGCACCACGAAACUGUAGGAGUUAUAUCAGGGCUGGUGUCAUUUUUCUAAACUAAUAAUAUUUUUUUUCAAAUUCAUCAUACCUAACUUUCAUAACUUCAAAUGCGUUCAAAUGCGCCAUCACUAAAAAAUUUAGCGCUAGCAAAUUAACGAAGAUAUCAUAUUCUAGAGGGGGAACCAGUGUAAUGCAGGUGUUAAAUCCUCAACAAUUAUGUGCCAUAUAAAGUUAAGGACAUGGAUUCAUUCGUCAUCAAAUGCGCUCAUAUGUGCCUUAAAUUUAUUUUGAAAAUUACCCAAGGCAUGGAGGUAACAAAAUUUUGGGCUUUUAAAUGCGCUCAUAUGCACCACUUUCAAAAUGAACGAAAAACCAUAAUCAACCCCCUCAUUGCCAAUUGUUACCGAUCCACUAUCCAAAUGGUGUCUCCAAAUAUCCUAAAUUACACUAUAGCUUUGGAUAGUAGAUCGUAACAAGUGGUAAUGAGGGGGUUGAUUAUGGUUUUUUGUUUCGAAAGUGGCGCAUAUGAGCGCAUUCGAAAUUCAAUACGAAAAGCUCAUCAUAAAAUUUUAUAGUGUAAUUUAGGUUAUUUAAAGAUAUCAUUGGAUAGUGUAUCGGUAACAAGUAAUAAUGAGGGGGUUGAUUAUUGUGUUACACUGCCUCCUCCCCCUAAAAAAUAUGAUAUCUUUGUUAUUCACCUAGCAAAAAAUUUUUAGUAGUGGCGCAUUUGAGUGC
This is a messenger RNA of Belonocnema kinseyi, 2353 nucleotides long. RefSeq lists its product as uncharacterized. Bases 242 to 1009 code for a protein of 255 amino acids. NCBI's taxonomy places the organism in Eukaryota, Metazoa, Arthropoda, Insecta, Hymenoptera, Cynipidae. The transcript has 3 exons. The record is from RefSeq and is a predicted model, not a curated record.